This is a messenger RNA of Vigna unguiculata (cowpea), 1704 nucleotides long. Its product is annotated as transcription factor TGA3-like. Gene Ontology annotation, molecular function: DNA-binding transcription factor activity; sequence-specific DNA binding. Gene Ontology annotation, biological process: DNA-templated transcription; regulation of DNA-templated transcription. Lineage: Eukaryota; Viridiplantae; Streptophyta; Magnoliopsida; Fabales; Fabaceae. The record is from RefSeq and is a predicted model, not a curated record.
CUAUUAAUCAAGCAAUUCAGUUACUGAGUUUUCACAUCUAUAUAUCUAUAUAUCUAUAUAUCUAUCUAUAUAUAUUCAAUUCUGAGCAUCAACUGAGAGACUUUCUUGGAGUAACCAAAUUCCGAGGUUGCAUAUUCUAUCGAGCUAGCUGGCUAUCUAUAUAGAGGAAGAGAGUAUUUGAAGUUUUUGAGCUAUUGGAAUCAGAAUUAGGAUUGUAGAAGUAGCGGCAUGUCUCUUGUUUGGUGAUAAGUGGCAUCAAACUAAUGUUUUUGCAGAGAACUCUUCUUUUAUCAUUUGAUUGCAAGAGAUAAAUGAAAAUGGACAUAUACGAGCCAUUUCAGCAAGUUGGCAUGUGGGGUGACGGCUUUAAAGUUGAUGGUGGCCUGAAUUCAAUUGCUUCCCCAAUAUUAAUGGUUGACACUAAUGUCGAGACCAAGUCUGAAUAUAUUCCCCAAGAAUCAAGAGAGCCUUCUGGAGCCGAUCAAGAGACCACAGACAAAGAUGUUAACAAGGUGAUGAAGUUUCUUCAAGAUGAGAAGACGUUUAGCUCAGAAUAGAGAGGCUGCUCGGAAAAGUCGAUUGAGGAAAAAGGCGUAUGUUAAACAGUUAGAAUCAAGCCGUACGAAGCUCAUGCAAUUGGAGCUGGAAAUUGGGAGAGCAAGAAAACAGGGUCUGUACAUGGGCACUGCAUUAGAUGCCAGCUAUAUAGGAUCAACAUCAGAAACAAUAAACCCAGUCCUUCUGUUACAUGAAACAGUUAUUGUAGCAUUCGAAAUUGAAUAUGGACAAUGGGUUGAAGAACAACACAGGCGGAAUGAAGAGCUUAGACAUGCAUUUCAAACUCAAGCACCCGAUGUUCAGCUGAAUGUAGUGGUUCAGAGUGUCUUGAACCAUUACUCAAAUCUCUUCAGAAUGAAAGCAGAUGCUGCAAAGGCUGAUGUUCUGUAUUUACUCUCUGGUGUGUGGAAAGCAUCAGUGGAGCGCAUCUUCCUUUGGAUUGGAGGGUCCCGUCCAUCACAACUUCUAAACCCUUUUUUGCAGAUUAUCGUACCACAACUUGAGCCUUUGACUGAUCCACAAAUUGUUGGUAUUAACAAUCUCCGCCUAUCAUCUCAGCAAGCUGAAGAUGCUCUUUCACAGGGUUUGGAAAAACUUCAGCAGAGUUUGGUCCAUGACAUGGCAGUUGAUCCAUUGGGUGUAGGAAACUUCGGACUUCAGAUGGCUCUUGCUAUUGACAAAUUUGAGGCACUAGAAGGUUUUGUAAACCAGGCAGAUCACCUUAGACAACAAACUCUGCUUCACAUGUCACGCAUCCUCUCACCUCACCAAGCUGCUCGUGGCUUGCUGGCUCUUGGGGAAUACUUUCACCGUCUUCGCACACUUUGCUCUCUUUGGACUUCUCGUCCAUGUGAACUUCCCUAGUUUAGUUUCCCUAACUCAGGCUCCUAGUACUCCACAAAUAACCGAAGGUUGCUCCUUAAAGGAAGAAACAUGUACCUCCUACUGCAUAACUUCAACGGGAUUAUCUGUUAUGUGCUCUGCGAACUGUUUCUGAGUUUUGGAUAUUAAUGUAUGAUUAUGAAAGUUAGUGUACUACCAUGAAGCAAAUUAUGUGAUUUGCUGCUGUAGAGAGUAUGAUUGUACAUAAACAGUGUAUCAUCUUAAGUGCUAUAUCAUCAUGAGAAACUUUCUGCUAUCUUGAAA